Penicillium hordei is the source of this 1869-nucleotide messenger RNA. RefSeq lists its product as uncharacterized. Lineage: Eukaryota; Fungi; Ascomycota; Eurotiomycetes; Eurotiales; Aspergillaceae. Bases 1 to 1869 code for a protein of 622 amino acids. The transcript has a single exon. The record is from RefSeq and is a predicted model, not a curated record.
AUGGCUUUCAAUAGCCCCCUACCCAUCUCUGUGGCGUGGAAGGACCCUGAUGCCUACGUGGAAGCCCUCCUCUCCUUCACCACUACGUCGGUGCUCUUUAUGAAUCUGUGCGGUGGUGUGCAUAUGGUCGACUUUCUGACCCGGGAGCCCGACCUCUAUACAACAAUCUUGCCAGAAGAUUGGAUAUCUUUCUUCGAACAGCAUGAUAUCCAAGACAUCAUCCGUCUACUCCUACGAGAGGACAUUGACCACUUACGAAGCACCGGCGAGCCUUCUGUAGAUCAAAGCAGCCGUGCUUGGAAUGGAGGAGCAUUCCCUCCCCAGAGCCUCUUGGACUACAUUUUCAAUAUCCGUCUACUGACACUCCAGCGAGAAAUGUGUAUCUCGUCUUCGGAGAAGAUCGAAUUACCAAAGCAAGUUGCUAUGCACAUGAACCGAAAAAAAGUACACGAGGUCGAAUGCUUUUCUCAACAUGUCUCAUCUCUGUCAGACACUGUCAAUAAGCGCCGAGGUGAACCAGUCACUCACAUUGUGGAUUUUGGGUCUGGACAGAACUAUCUUGGACGCACACUGGCUAGCUCGCCUUAUCACAAGCAUAUCAUUGCAAUUGAGCGCAAGCAUCAGUACAUCAGCGGUGCUAAGAGCAUGGAUAUCCGAGCCAAGUUAGCAAAGAACCCGAAUGCUCAAUAUUUCCACAAGAACAAAAGUUCGUCCGAUGGCUGCAACGGAACUACGAAAGUGACUAUUUCUGAAACGACGGGUACCCCUCAACCAACGAUAGAGGCCUCGCAUGUCUCAGAUCUUGCUUUUUGCCAGAUUCUGGGCGAGAUUAGCCUUCAAUCUGACGAGCUACUCGGGUCCCCUACCACAAGCCCAUUACGAGAAAAGCUACCCACGCCAGAGCUCCAUACCCGCGGCACUCUCAGCUAUAUCGAGCAUGAAAUCCAAGAUGGCCACUUAGAGCCCAUUAUCGACCACAUCAUCCAUCCAUCCCCUCCUAGAGUUGCUGAUGGGAAAGGGAAAGAGGAGAGCGAUGCUAGAUUGAUGGUCGUUUCCCUUCACUCUUGCGGGAACCUUGUUCACCAUGGUCUACGAUCCCUGAUUCUAAAUCCUUCGAUUGUGGCUGUCGCUAUGAUCGGUUGUUGCUACAACCUGUUGACAGAACGCCUCGGUCCAACCACACAUGACCUCCCUAUCCUUCAAUCCCUCCACCCUCGACUUGAAGAGACAGGAACAUCAUACGAUCCACAUGGGUUCCCUAUGUCUAAAUACUACGAGAAUUACCGAAGCCCUGGAGCAACGACCGGUGUGAAGCUUAACAUUACAGCUCGUGCACUGGCCGUGCAAGCUCCAUACAAUUGGGGCUUCAGUGACAGUGAACUGUCCUUUACCCGCCACUUCUUCCGUGCUCUUCUGCAGCGUAUCCUCGUUGAUCGAAAUAUUCUUCCUAAGCCGUCUGUGCCGGAAGACGUCCUCUCCGACGGAACUUCCCCAGAAGCUAGAACCAACUCUAUUAUCAUAGGAUCAUUGCCUAAAGCUGCCUUUAAGUCCUUUACUGCAUAUAUUCGUGCUGCGACGAUCAAAAUGAGUCGAGACCCGAUAUAUGGUUCGCAGGUCCAGGAGCAUAUUGCUACUCUCACCGAUGACGAGAUUCACCGCUAUGAGACUCAGUACCUCCACGCAAGGAAACAUAUGAGUGUUGUGUGGAGCUUAAUGGCGUUCAGUGCUCAACUCAUCGAGGCUGUCAUUGUUGUGGAUCGGUGGCAAUUCCUUCGUGAACAGGACUCGGUCAAAGACUGCUGGGUUCAACCAGUGUUUGAUUACAGUAAGAGUCCGCGUAAUUUGGCAGUCAUUGGACUAAGAAAGUGA